Xylaria bambusicola is the source of this 2741-nucleotide messenger RNA. Its product is annotated as arg-6. The transcript has a single exon. Gene Ontology annotation, molecular function: arginine binding; N-acetyl-gamma-glutamyl-phosphate reductase (NADP+) activity; L-glutamate N-acetyltransferase activity, acting on acetyl-CoA as donor. Lineage: Eukaryota; Fungi; Ascomycota; Sordariomycetes; Xylariales; Xylariaceae. Gene Ontology annotation, biological process: L-arginine biosynthetic process. The record is from RefSeq and is a predicted model, not a curated record. Gene Ontology annotation, cellular component: mitochondrial matrix; cytoplasm. The coding region runs from base 557 to 2206 and encodes 549 amino acids.
GGUAGGUAGGUGCUAUGCACUACCGGCGCUGCUGCGAUCUUCGGCGCAAUUUUUCGACUACCACUCUCUCUCUCUCUCUCUCUCUACUACUUCGUACCAGCCUCCAAUCUCGCACCAAUUGGCUCGGCUUCCGUGACUCCUACGAUGUGAGCUGAGCAUAACGCAAUCCCUAAUAAUUAUCGCCGGCAAUCUAUAAAUACCUUCCCCAUUGGUGUUGCAUCCCGCUCAUCAACUCUUGGAGUACCUCGCACGCUGCUACAAAGAAACCCCUCCUCCCACUCCCUCCAGAGUCUCCUCCACCUCGUCCUCCACCUCGCCCUCCAUUCGAACCCACCGACUCGACGAGCCUAGCUGCUGAGCCCGACCCGAGGGACUUAGUGCCCUUCAACCCGCUCUCCUUGACUCACCGUCUCUCUCUGUCUGUAGCUGUCUGCGGCUAUCGAUAGAUCAACGUGUGCCAGGUUAGCUUUGAAUCACUUGUUACCCGGGUCUAGACAUCCGCAAACUGCUGUCCCUCACUCCGCUACAUCUACACCACCAUCUUGCAUCUAUCGCCAUGAUCUCUGUACGAGCUGUCAGAGUGGCUUUCCGAGCUGGUGCUCGUCGCGUCUCUCCUCGACCGACUAGCCUCGGCCGCUCGACAUUCGCUGCUGCUCGCCGUGCUACCUACACCACACGAUCAAAUGCUAGUGACUCGGCCACUCGCGCCGCCGUUAUUCAGGUAUUGAACAAUGUCGGCUCUAAGCGAGAGGUUCAGCAAUACCUCUCCCACUUCUCCUCCGUCUCGUCCCAGCAGUUUGCCGUUAUCAAGGUCGGAGGUGCCAUCUUGACAGACUAUCUUGACGAACUAUGUUCUUCGCUUUCAUUCCUGUACCAUGUUGGCCUGUUCCCUAUCAUCGUCCACGGUGCCGGUCCUCAACUUAACAAGCUCCUCGAGGAUGCGGGUGUCGAGCCUCAAUUUGAGGAAGGUAUUCGUAUCACGGACGGAAAAACUUUAGGCAUUGCAAGACGAUUAUUUUUGGCCGAAAAUUUGAAGCUCGUCCAGCGCUUGGAACAAGUGGGCGUUCGUGCCCGACCCAUUACAUCGAGCGUUUUCACUGCGGAUUACCUAGACAAAGACAAGUGGAAUCUUGUUGGUAAAAUAACCGAUGUCAAUGAGGAGCCUAUCCAGACUGCCAUUCAAAACGGCUAUCUCCCAAUUCUUACUUCCAUGGCAGAGACUACCGAGGGGCAAGUCCUGAACGUUAAUGCCGACGUUGCCGCUGGGGAGCUCGCCCGUAAGCUAGAGCCCUUGAAGGUUGUCUAUCUUAGUGAGAAGGGCGGACUCUUCGAUGGCGACGCGCAGAAGAUUUCUGCCAUCAACCUUGACGAAGAGUACGAUCAUCUCAUGAGUCAGCCAUGGUGCCGAUAUGGUACUCGUUUAAAGAUCAAGGAGAUCAAGGAAUUGCUUAACAACCUGCCUCGAUCUUCCAGCGUUGCCAUCAUACACCCUGGCGACCUACAGAAAGAAUUGUUCACGGAUUCAGGAGCCGGUACCCUCAUUCGCAGAGGAGAUAAGCUCAUGACUGCUACCAGUGUCUCAGAUUUUGCAGAUGUCGCUAAGCUUAAGGAGGUUCUUGUUAGAGAUCGGGAAGUACAAGAUGCUAGGGCUACGGUCGAUCGAUACCUGGACUUCUUAAAAGAGCGCAAAUUCAAAGCCUUCUUCGAUGAGCCUAUGAAAGCACUCGCAGUCGUUCUCGAAUCCAACGCAGAAGAGCCUUACGCAACACUCGCCACUCUGACCAUAACCAAAUCGGGCUGGCUGACUAAUGUCGCAGACAAUCUUUUUGCGGCGAUCCAGAAAGAAUAUCCUAGCUUGGUCUGGACAGUCAAGUCUGAUGAUGAGAACCUCACCUGGUUCUUUGACAAAGCGGACGGCAGUCUUGUUAGGGACAACGACGUCAUGUUUUGGUAUGGUAUCGAGCCAGGCGAGCAGCUCAACAGGCUGAUGAAGGACUUUACAACGCAUGGUCGAGCGAUGCUCGGCGAUUCCAACCUCGAAUCGCGUCUCCACAAAGCAGCUCAUAUCGCCUCACAAAACCUGAAGACUUACUUUGGUACCGGUUCCGCAGCCAAUCAGGCGCGAGGUUAUUCGACUCUGGCUCGCCGCCCUUUAAAGGGAGCUGCCCCUGCCAGUGCCCUUCCUAGCUUCGUCGCUCGGGAUUAGACGGAUAAUUAGUUUUUGUGGCAAGUAGAACGAAUUAACACGACAUGUCUAAAAAGGUUUUAGGGGGGGUUGGGGGUUUGAUGACACGGUUUCCCAGAUAUGGCGUUCAGGGUUAUUUUAUGAUGAGGAGACUUGACCAUGGCAAUUACGCUGUUCUCUUCGGGUUUUGGUGUCUUGGUGAAUCAUUAUGCGCAAUUAACUGUAUAUACCUACCACGGUCACAUGUGACCUAUUAGACUGCGUGGUAUUGCAAGACAGACUAGUAUUACGAUAAUCUUGUGAAGCACGGGUUACCUUGUGACGGCAUUUGACGGUGAUUGAACGUUAUAGGUUAGCUGGAUGGGCUGUUGCUAGCGCUCGGGAAAUGACAUCAAAUCCCUCUUGAUAGAUACAGUACAUGACGGUAUCGUGAUAUUUAGGCUGGUUAUGUUUAACGGAGAAUGCCCAUCUAAUUCCCUGCACAAUGCUUUCAUGUUGAAAAUUUCAUUUCCAUUUCUUCUACCUACAGCAUCAAUCAUACCUCCAAUAUCAUUUC